AUGAAACCAUCUAAACUGCAAGAUCAUCUGAGAAGAUGCCACCCUGACAAAACAGAGAAAUAUUUGCAAUACUUUCAAACACCCAAAGACAAAUUUCAGAAGAGACCUACACUGGACAGAAUGUUCGCUUCGACGUCACAAAGCAAUGAUGAUGGUUUGCGGGCGUCCUACAAUAUCUCGUUACUUAUAGCAAAAUCCGGAAAACCGCAUACUAUCGGAGAGAAGUUAAUUUUGCCAGCUGUUGAAGAGGUUUUAAAAACUGUUUUACACAAACCUGCAUCUGAUAUCAUUAAAAGAAUUCCAGAGAAGGAUAUCCAGGCUAAAUUAAUCAGCGAACUCAAGUCUUCCUUGGAGUUACAUAAAUUCAAAUCCGAUACGUUACAAAAAGAGCUCAGUGAGGAAAAAAGUGCUAUCACUCCAGUAAAAAAUAUUGUCAGCACGAACACGUAUAGUCAGGUAUUACAGAAAAAUGUAAAGAAUGAGAAAAAUGUAAAGAAUGAGAAAAAUGUAAAGAAUGAUAAAAAUGUAGUACAAUCGUCCGUUUUACUAGUGAAAUCAGCUGAUAGGAAUAAUAGAGAUGAUUUGUUACAAGUAUUGUCAAAAACGAUUAUUCCUUCUCUUUUAUAUACGUAUAUAUGCAUUAGAGGCAUGAAAAAAAUUAAAGAAGGGGUUGCUGUGUACUGCAAGGGAGAUGACGAUGUGGCAAAACUCAAAAAUGCUGUCAAUGGUCAACUAAAUGGCCGUUUGACUGCCAACGAGUUGAAAAAAUAUAACCCCCGUCUGCUAGUAUAA
Molecule: messenger RNA, 792 nt
Organism: Acanthoscelides obtectus
Lineage: Eukaryota; Metazoa; Arthropoda; Insecta; Coleoptera; Chrysomelidae
Source: the annotation of a GenBank genome assembly